CUCGAAAACCCGCCUAACGGUUCUCCUCCAUGCAGUUUUAUCCGUUAAAAAGAAAACACAGAAAAGCAAUGAAACUCUACUCUUCGUCUUCUUCAUCUUCCUCAGCUCCCUCUGCAAACCCUAAUCUUACCCUCUUCUCCCCAUCUCAAAACCCUAAAAGAUUUCAAUUUAGAACAAUUCAAUUCAAAACUCACCACUCCUCACAUUCCUUGUUAGCUGUCCCUCCAUGUUCAUACUCAAAAAACGUUUCUGUUUCUUCCACAUUUGUCGAUCAAGCUCCAAAAUCACCUGUCCCGGAAGAAGAAGUGGGGGAUCCUUCGGAUGGGAAGAAAAAGUCAGAAUCUUUCAAGAAAGUCUUGGUUGUUCGCCGGCCGUCGACGGAUGUUUCCGAUGAGGAAUCAUCCGUCAUUGAUGUGGGUCUUGAGGAGUUUGCUAAAAAGGUGCGGAUUUUUGAGCCGUAUGUGAGAGUGGAGUCGGGUGGAGCUCCGGAGAAGAGGCCACUCUCUGUGAACUUGGACUUGGCCUUGUACAGAGCCAAGCUUUUGGUGAUGAAGUAUAGGUACGAUGAUGCUGAGAAGAUACUGGAGAAGUGUUUGUACUAUUGGCCGGAAGAUGGGAGGCCAUAUGUGAUGUUGGGGAAGAUAUUGAGCAGGCAAUCGAAAAUGGCAGAAGCUAGAGCUGUGUAUGAGAGAGGUUGCCAGGCUACUCAAGGGGAAAAUCCCUACAUUUGGCAGUGCUGGGCUGUACUGGAGAAUAGGAUGGGAAAUAUAAGAAAGGCAAGAGAACUAUUUGAUGCAGCCACAGUUGCUGAUAAGAGACACGUGGGGGCCUGGCAUGCAUGGGCAGUUCUAGAGCUAGAACAAGGAAAUGUCAAGAAGGCAAGGCAACUUCUUGCUAAAGGUCUCAAGCUGUGUGGGGGAAAUGAGUAUAUCUACCAAACACUUGCUUUGCUGGAAGCUAAAGCAAAUCGCUAUGAUCAGGCUCGAUACUUCUUCAGAAAGGCCACAAAAUGUAAUCCAAAAAGUUGUCCCAGUUGGCUUGAAUGGGCACAAUUAGAGGUACAGCAAGAAAACUACCGUGCUGCCAGGUUACUAUUUGAGAAAGCAGUACAGGCAAGUCCAAAGAAUAGGUUUGCAUGGCAAUCAUGGGGAACUUUUGAAGCUAAUAUGGGGAAUAUUGACAUUGGAAGAAAACUUUUAAAGAUAGGUCAUGUAGUUAAUCCAAGAGACUCUGUUAUCCUUCAGUCGCUUGCAUUAUUGGAAUAUAGACACUCAACUGCAAAUAUUGCCCGAGUUUUGUUCAGAAGAGCUGCUGAACUGGACCCAAACCACCAGCCAGUGUGGAUGGCUUGGGGAUGGAUGGAAUGGAAGGAAGGAAAUAUUGCGACUGCAAGGGAAUAUUAUCAAAGACUACUAUCAAUUGACUCAACUAGUGAAAAUGCUGUUCGAUGUCUACAGGCAUGGGGUGUUCUGGAACAAAGAGUGGGUAACUUUUCAGCAGCUCGAAGAUUAUUUAGAUCCUCUAUCAGUCUAGAUUCUGAGAAUUAUGUAACAUGGAAGACAUGGGCAGCAAUGGAGGAAGAUCAAGGAAAUUUUGUUCGUGCUGAUGAAAUCCGUAAGCUAUAUUCCCAGCAGCGUACAGAAGUUGUGGAUGAUCCUUCAUGGGCUAUUGGACUUUCAGAUGCAAUUGACCCGGCACUAAACACCAUAAAGAAAUUACUGAACUUGGACCAAAAUUCAAGUAAGAAAGCACAGGAACCUCCCAAGAAUGUUGAAGGAGGUAACGAAAACAGCAUUGAUGAACAGUCAGUGAAUUCAUCUACCCGUCAUCAUGAUGGCAGUUACACACAAAAUGAUGGAAGUAGAUUCAAUUUGGAUGCUUUCAUUCGGGAAAGGUUAUCAUUGGAUCCAUCUAAGCUGGAUGAUCUGUUUGAAACCUCUUUAAAUCCGGCUCCUAAGAAAGUUAAAGCUCCAAGAAGGAUUCAGAGAUUAGACAAACUGGAAACUAUAUUUGGUCAAUUACUCCAAAGAAAUUAAAAUCUAACUUGUAUAGGUAUAGUGUACAAUGUUUACCCAUACAAGCAGUUGUAAAUGUCAAUUUGCAUGUAUUUCUCUGAACAGGCAUCCAUAUAUCUGAGGUUCUGGAACUGAGAUUUUGCUUUAUGACCAUGGCUUAUCUAUGUAAGAAUCAUUGUGCUAGACAAGAAGAAUAGGUUAUGUAUUAACUGAAGCUUAUAUGUAUGAAUAUUUGAUUGCAAAAGAUUAGCAUCUGA
Rubroshorea leprosula is the source of this 2272-nucleotide messenger RNA. The record is from the annotation of a GenBank genome assembly. Lineage: Eukaryota; Viridiplantae; Streptophyta; Magnoliopsida; Malvales; Dipterocarpaceae.